AUGCCAAGUGAAAUGAUAACUUUGCAGCUCGGCCAAUGUGGCAAUCAAAUUGGCUUUGAGUUUUGGAAGCAAUUAUGCAUAGAGCAUGGUAUAUCCCCUGAAGGCAUUUUAGAAGAGUUCGCCACUGCUGGGACUGAUAGGAAAGAUGUGUUUUUUUAUCAAGCAGAUGAUGAUCAUUAUAUUCCUAGGGCAGUGCUCUUAGAUCUUGAACCUCGAGUGAUACAUACUAUUAUGAACUCUCCUUACGCUAAGUUAUAUAAUCCAGAAAAUGUAUACCUGUCUAAGCAUGGUGGUGGUGCAGGUAACAACUGGGCAUCUGGUUUUGCCCAGGGUGAGAAACUAAAUGAGGAAGUAUUUGAUAUUAUCAACAGAGAAGCUGAUGGCAGUGAUAAUUUGGAGGGAUUUGUACUAUGCCAUUCUAUAGCGGGUGGAACAGGUUCUGGAAUGGGCUCUUAUAUCUUGGAGCACCUUUCAGACAGAUUUCCAAAGAAACUUGUGCAAACAUACAGCGUCUUUCCUAAUUUGGAUGAGAUAAGUGAUGUAGUGGUUCAGCCAUACAACUCGCUGCUGACCCUGAAGCGGCUGACGGAGAGCGCAGACUGUGUGAUGGUGCUGGACAACACGGCGCUCAACCGCAUCGCCAGCGACCGCCUGCAUAUACAGAACCCUUCCUUCGCACAGAUUAACACACUUGUCUCCACUAUUAUGAGUGCAAGCACUGCUACCCUCAGGUACCCCUCGUACAUGAACAACGACCUGAUCAGCCUGGUGGCACCGCUCAUCCCCACACCGCGCCUGCACUUCCUCAUGACGGGCUACACGCCUCUCAGCGCCGACCACGAACUUAAUGCUGCACCAAAGAUCAGGAAGACGACGGUACUGGACGUGAUGCAGCGCCUGCUGCAGCCUAAGAACAUGAUGGUCUCGCUGAGCCCCGACCGCGCCAACCAACACUGUUAUAUAUCCAUCCUCAACAUUAUACAAGGCGAGGUGGACCCGUCGCAGGUGCACAAGGCGCUGCAGCGCAUCCGAGAGCGCCGCCUCGCCUCGUUCAUCCCGUGGGGGCCGGCCUCCAUACAGGUGGCGCUGUCGCGGCGCUCGCCGCUCGUGCACGCCUCGCACAAGGUCUCCGGCCUGCUGCUCGCCAACCACACCAACAUAUCCUCCCUGUUCGACCGGUGCCUGCAGCAGUUCGACAAGCUGCGCAAGCGCGAGGCGUUCCUCGAGGUGUUCCGCAAGGAGCCCAUGUUCCAGGAGUCGCUGGAGGAGUUCGACGCGUCGCGCGGCGUCGUCAGCGAGCUGGUGCGCGAGUAUCAGGCCGCCGCCACGCCCGACUACGUGCACUGGAACCCAGAAAGUAAUCAAAUU
Molecule: messenger RNA, 1368 nt
Organism: Brenthis ino (lesser marbled fritillary)
Lineage: Eukaryota; Metazoa; Arthropoda; Insecta; Lepidoptera; Nymphalidae
Source: the annotation of a GenBank genome assembly